Molecule: messenger RNA, 219 nt
Organism: Entamoeba nuttalli P19
Lineage: Eukaryota; Evosea; Mastigamoebida; Endamoebidae
Exons: 1
Source: RefSeq, a predicted model, not a curated record
GAAAUUUAUAAUUUUAGUGAUGGAACGACUUGUGCAGAAGCAAGAAAAAAUAAUAAAGAAGCAUGUGGGUUAAUUCUUUUUGUUGGAUGGAAAGGACAGGCUAAAGCACGGUAUUUAAAGUCAUAUUUAAAUUUACCAUCACAUUUCUCUAAAUAUUCAUUAAAAGGACAGUUCUUAGACUCAGCCGCAGACUUUGAACAGAAUUGGUUAAGUUUCUAA